AGCAGCAAAUACCUCAAAAUUCAGAUUUCGAACAAGAAUUAGAGCCUCAAGAGUUCAAAGAUGAUAUCCAGGUCGGCUGCGUGUUUGGGAUAGCACAGUAAAGUUGCUGGAAUCUAUUUCUGUGACCAGUCGUUGGAUGACGGCUUCCUCUCAUCUCGGUUGAUUGGGUAUUUGGGUGUCGCACCAACGUUAAAGAAUAACCGCAAUUUAUAUCUGAGGGUGAGUUUGUUGAUGUGGUGUUAAUUUGAAAUUAAAUAUAAAAAACCUGAAUAAAAAAUACUCCGUAUUUGGUAGUACUUAGUAGAACACACUUGCAGCCGUCAUUCCCGUCAAACUGACCGAUACGGGGUUCUCCUAGAGAUGGAGAUGGCUGGAGAUUGCAAAUACUCGUGCAAAACUCCCAGUGAAACUCUUCGAUGGAUUCUUGCAAUCCUGGAGUUCAUUAAGCCUUGUCAGUUCUUCUUCGAUGCGCAUGUCGUCAAUUUCUUCAAGGACAGGCUAUGGGAAGCUGUGGAGAAAGAGUGGAUGGAUUGUCUACAAGAUGAACCUGUUGAAAAUCUAAUCCAAAUUCCUUCGGGUGUGUUGCAGGAUCACUGGCCUGCUUCACUUAAGGAAUUUGUCAAUUCUCUGAGGUCUCUUUCUCUUCCUAGAAAGCAGGCAAAUCUGCAGGAGGAAUUCCCACUAUUGCACAUGGCCUCUCUGAGUACUGUUCUUGCUCAAGGCAUGAACCGUAAGAAAAGACACGAAGUAAGACAUGGAAUAUUCUUAUUAUCAUUCAUAUUUAAACUUCCUUUAGUUGCUCUUUUUUUCUGAAGAUAUGCUAUGCCUGGAUGACAUUGGAAAUGUCUCACCAUUGUUGUUUGCGUGUUACAAUGUGUUUUAACUUUUAAGUGAUGACAAAAUGUGGCACAAAUUACUGGUUAUAUCCUAGUUUCAUUGCACCUCCAUCUCAAGGGGGUAGCUGGCCCAAGAAUAUGUCUACGAUCACAUGUUUGAUAUGGGCAUCAUUUUUAAAGCACAAAUUUGGAGUAUUAAUUUAUUUAACAACAACAACCCAGUUGAAUCCCACAAAAGUAGGGUCUGGGGAGGGUGUGUGUACGCAGACCUUACCCCUACUCGAAAUUAGAGAGGCUGUUUCCAAAGAGACCCCCCGGCUCAGCGUCAAAAGUUGAACUGAUUAACUAACCUCAUUAAUUAAAGAAGCGCAAACAAU
Cuscuta campestris is the source of this 1213-nucleotide messenger RNA. The record is from the annotation of a GenBank genome assembly. NCBI's taxonomy places the organism in Eukaryota, Viridiplantae, Streptophyta, Magnoliopsida, Solanales, Convolvulaceae.